This is a messenger RNA of Aspergillus nidulans FGSC A4, 1425 nucleotides long. Its product is annotated as protein CYP52H1. NCBI's taxonomy places the organism in Eukaryota, Fungi, Ascomycota, Eurotiomycetes, Eurotiales, Aspergillaceae. Gene Ontology annotation, molecular function: oxidoreductase activity, acting on paired donors, with incorporation or reduction of molecular oxygen; oxidoreductase activity; monooxygenase activity. The record is from RefSeq and is a predicted model, not a curated record. Bases 1 to 1425 code for a protein of 474 amino acids. Gene Ontology annotation, biological process: secondary metabolite biosynthetic process. The transcript is spliced from 6 exons.
AUGUGGUCUCCGUUCCUCGAGGUCGCUAAAGCACUUCGAGAGGGCCACGUGGUGGAAUUUAUUACUCAAAAAUACAACGAAUAUGGAUGGACAUUUGAGCAAAAUGUGCUGGGCCGCUCGGGGAUUUCGACCAUCGAGCCAGAGAACUUGAAGGCUUUGUUGGCCACCCAAUUCAAUGACUUUUGUCUUGGGACUCGAGAGCGCGAGUUUGGCCCACUACUUGGCCAAGGCAUCUUCACUCUUGAUGGUGCCGGCUGGUCCCAUUCGCGGGCUUUGCUUCGACCGCAGUUUACGCGUGACCAGGUUGCCGAUCUAGAUCUGAUGGAAUCUCAUAUUUCCCGCCUGAUCGAGCUUGUGCCCAAAGACGGUUCAGCCUUUGAUAUCCAGCGACUCUUUUUCCUCAUGACGCUGGAUUCGUCCACUCAUUUUCUAUUUGGCGAGUCCGUGCACUGUAUGGAUGAAGGCAAUGUACUUGCUCGAUCGACCGUCAACAAUGCACAAGGCUUCGCCAAUGCCUUCAAUACCGCACUCGAUUAUCUCAACUGGCGGAGCGUGGCCGGGAACUUCUAUUGGAUGAUAACAAGCAAAGAAUUUCGUGACGCCAACAAGCGCGUCCAUGAGGUCGUUGACUACUACGUACAUCAAGCAAUCGAGGCCAAAAGGCACCCUGAGAAGAAGGAGCCCGGGAGAUAUAUCUUCGCUGAGGCUCUUGCUGCCGACAAUGACAACCCGAAAGUUCUCCGAGACAACAUGCUCAACAUUCUCCUAGCAGGCCGUGACACGACCGCCAGUCUCCUCAGCUCCGCGUUUUUCUACCUCUCUCGCCAUCCUGCUGUCUGGGAAAAACUGCGUCGAGUAAUCAUUGAAGAGUUUGGUGACGUCCAAAACCCAAAGGGAGAAAUUACCCACGCCAAAUUGAAAGAUCUUCCGUACUUACGAUACGUCUUGAAUGAAGUACUCCGCCUCCAACCGCCAGUCCCACUGAACCUCCGCGUCGCAGUCAAAGACACCUCCCUUCCGGUCGGCGGUGGUCCUGACGGCAAGAGCCCAGUCUUCGUCGAGAAGGACCAACCAGUCCUCUACAGCGUCUACGCCAUGCACCGCCGCAAGGAUCUUUGGGGUCCCGAUGCUGACUCUUUCCGGCCCGAACGUUGGGAAGAGAACGCCAAACACGGCUGGGAAUAUCUUCCCUUCAACGGGGGUCCGCGCAUUUGUCUUGGCCAGCAAUACGCCCUUACAGAAGCGAGCUACACGAUGGUCCGGCUGAUGCAGCGCUUUUCGAAGGUCGAAAACGGCGAGCCGGGCCUUGACGAGCCUCUUAUCAGGGCGACUCUGACCAUGUCCCACGAGAAUGGGGUAAAGGUCCGAUUUAAACUCCAACAUGUUCGAAGAAAGCCAUCGCCCCUCCAAACAUGCACACGUUAA